UUGUUAUUGCAGUUGGGCUAGUUCGAGCAUACCUGGCUAAAGGUAGCUACCAUAGCCUGUACUAUUCAAUAGAAAAGCCUCUGAAAUUCUUCCAGACUGGAGCUUUGCUUGAGAUCCUGCAUUGUGCGCUUGGCAUUGUUCCCUCUUCUGUUGUUCUGACUGCUUUCCAAGUGAUGUCAAGGGUUUUCCUGACGUGGGCAGUAACACAUAGUGUAAAAGAGGUACAAACUGAAGAUAGCGUCCUGUUGUUUGUGGUGGCCUGGACAAUCACUGAGAUAAUCCGUUAUUCUUUUUAUACGUUUAGCUUGUUAAACCAUCUCCCUUAUCUCAUCAAAUGGGCCAGGUACACUUUGUUUAUAGUAUUGUAUCCAAUGGGAGUCUCAGGUGAAUUACUCACAAUAUAUGCUGCAUUGCCCUUCGUCAGGCAGUCUGGCUUGUAUUCCAUUAGUUUACCUAACAAGUACAAUUUUUCUUUUGACUACUAUACGUUCCUGAUCCUGGUUAUGAUCUCUUACAUUCCAAUCUUUCCUCAGCUGUAUUUUCAUAUGCUACAUCAGAGGCGAAAGGUACUCUCCCACACUGAAGAACACAAGAAGUCAGAGUAAUUCCAGCUCUUUUUCAGAACUUUUCAAACAUCAAAAUGCUGCAGAUUUUCAAUACCCAGCACAUUUAUAAAGAAUAUAUCAAGAUAAAAUAAGUCAGAGGUAAAAAACCAAUAAUUUACCAAGAAUAACCAAUAAAUCUGAUUCCACUGAAAUUCCACAAUGUAAACAUUGAAAUAAUUUUCGGCUUGCAGUGCUUCAGAAAACUUUUAAACUUUAUACGGCUUGGCAAUUAACCUUUUCCUUAAAUGAUGUGCUAAGUGGUUUUCAUUACUGAAUGCCUGAAGGUUGCAGUAUGAGUGAUGAAGUUGAACCCACUAAAUGCUUGAAUUGGGAUUGUAUUACUGAUACCUCUUUUUUUUUAAGUGCUUGAUUGCAUGCCAGAAACUGUAUGUAUUGCUGUGAAAGCAAACAAUAUGCUCUGGAAUACUCUAGGAUUUUGUCAGAGACUCCAGUGGACAAUGUAAUCCGGGCAAAGUGCUUGAAUUUAGAAAGGUAGGUUGUGUAUUUAAAAGGUGAUGGGAACAAGAACAGGAAACCAAUUAUGGGAAAUGAGGGGAAUGUGAUUCUUUAGGAAUUUAAGUAGCAGGGUGUCUGACCAGAGUGUGUUCUCUGAAGAUCUUGUUUAAGAUGGUUCUCAAUUGCUAAUGUUAAUUCAGAGGCUAUAAUGCUUAUCUGAAACAUUAAAAUUCCUCUAAGUACUGCAUCCCUGGAUACUUUUUUAAAUAUUAAAAAAAUGAUAAUACUAACUGUAACAUUUCUAGUGAUAUCAGUAAUGAAUCUAAACAAUACACGGAGAUAAGUCACCCAAAACCAGGUGCAGUUCUCGCUGUUUUGCUUUAAAAUUAUCAUCUCUAAUUACUG
Tauraco erythrolophus (red-crested turaco) is the source of this 1466-nucleotide messenger RNA. The record is from RefSeq and is a predicted model, not a curated record. NCBI's taxonomy places the organism in Eukaryota, Metazoa, Chordata, Aves, Musophagiformes, Musophagidae.